Pistacia vera is the source of this 3978-nucleotide messenger RNA. Its product is annotated as putative ABC transporter B family member 8. NCBI's taxonomy places the organism in Eukaryota, Viridiplantae, Streptophyta, Magnoliopsida, Sapindales, Anacardiaceae. The record is from RefSeq and is a predicted model, not a curated record. Gene Ontology annotation, molecular function: ATP hydrolysis activity; ABC-type transporter activity; ATP binding. Gene Ontology annotation, cellular component: membrane. The transcript has 9 exons. Bases 73 to 3792 code for a protein of 1239 amino acids. Gene Ontology annotation, biological process: transmembrane transport.
UCGUAACCAUUUUUUUGUUUCCAAGUAGACCAGUGACCACUUCUUUCUGCACUAAAAGUUUUCAAGUAAAAUAUGAGUAGUUCUUCAGAGAUGAGAGAGCAAGAGAAAGGAGAGAUCAGAGGAAAGGAGAGUAAGAAUAGUAUAGCAAUAAUUUUAAGAUAUGCUGAUUGGACAGAUAUUUUGUUAAUGAUGUUGGGAACUGUUGGAGCUAUUGGAGAUGGCAUGUCUACAAACUGUUUACUUGUCUUUGCCAGCAGCAUAAUGAACAGUUUGGGAUAUGGUCAUACCCAAAAUCAUGAUAGUUUCAUGGACGAAGUUGAAAAGUGCAGCUUAUAUUUUGUGUACUUGGGAUUAGCAGUCAUGGUGGUGGCUUUUAUGGAAGGUUAUUGUUGGAGCAAAACCAGCGAGCGGCAGGUGCUGAAGAUCCGCUACAAGUAUUUGGAAGCUGUUCUGAGACAAGAAGUCGGAUUUUUUGAUUCACAAGAAGCAACAACUUCGGAAAUCAUUAACAGCAUAUCAAAAGAUACGUCUCUCAUACAAGAAGUUCUCAGUGAAAAGGUGCCCAUGUUUCUUAUGCACGCUUCUGUGUUCAUCUCAGGACUUGCAUUCUCCACAUACUUUUCAUGGAGGUUGUCUAUAGUAGCCUUUCCAACGCUACUUCUCCUGAUAAUUCCUGGAAUGAUUUAUGGAAAAUACCUUCUUUAUCUGUCGAAGAAAGCCUACAAGGAGUAUGGCAUAGCAAAUAGCAUUGUAGAGCAGGCUCUAAGCUCGAUUAAGACUGUGUAUUCAUUCACGGCUGAGAGGAGAAUCGUUGAUAGAUAUUCAGAUAUAUUGGAUAGAACAACGAAACUGGGAAUUAAACAAGGCAUAGCAAAAGGUUUGGCUGUGGGGAGCACAGGGCUUUCUUUUGCAAUAUGGGCUUUCCUUGCUUGGUAUGGAAGUCGUUUGGUGAUGUACAAAGGAGAAAGCGGCGGAAGGAUCUAUGCAGCUGGCAUUUCCUUCGUACUGAGUGGACUAUCCCUUGGAAUGGCACUUCCUGAAGUAAAGUACUUCACAGAAGCUUCAGUUGCAGCAACAAGAAUAUUCAACAGGAUAGACAGAAUUCCUGAAAUUGAUGGUGAAGACACAAAAGGACUUGUAUUGGAACAAAUUCAAGGAGAAAUAGAAUUUGAGCAUGUAAAAUUCACCUACCCUUCUCGUCCUGACUCAAUUGUACUGAAAGAUUACAGUCUCAAAGUUGAAGCAGGCAAAACUGUAGCUCUUGUUGGGGCAAGUGGAAGUGGAAAAUCAACUGCAAUUGCACUUGUGCAGCGCUUUUAUGAUGCAGAUGAUGGAAUUGUGAAGAUUGACGGUGUAGAUAUCAGAAAACUGCAGUUGAAAUGGGUUAGAGGGAAGAUGGGUCUAGUUAGUCAAGAACAUGCGUUGUUUGGGACUUCAAUAAAGGAAAAUAUUAUGUUUGGGAAGCUUGAUGCCACCAUGGAUGAAAUCAUUGCUUCAGCCAUGGCUGCAAAUGCUCAUAAUUUCAUAAGACAACUUCCAGAAGGUUAUGAAACAAAGGUUGGUGAACGUGGAGCACUUUUAUCAGGUGGACAAAAGCAGCGAAUUGCUAUUGCUAGAGCCAUCAUUAAGAACCCUGUGAUUCUCCUACUUGAUGAAGCAACAAGUGCUCUUGACUCUGAAUCAGAAAAAUUGGUGCAAAAUGCCCUUGAUCAAGCCUCUAUGGGAAGAACCACACUGGUAGUAGCACACAAGCUUUCAACAGUGAGGAAUGCAGAUCUUAUAGCAGUCGUAAGUAACGGUUGCAUCGUCGAAAUAGGCUCACCCAGUGAACUCAUCAACAGAACAAAUGGCCACUAUGCAAAAAUGGCAAAAAUGCAGAGACAAUUCAGCUGUGACGACCAAGAACCAAACCCAGAAACGCAUUACUCAUCAGCGGCAAGAAGUAGUGGUGGCCGGCUUAGUACAUCAAAAUCGAGCCCGGCUGUGUUUGCUUCACCACUAUCCGUUAUUGAUAGCCCACAGCCGGUAACUCACGCGCCACCGUCCUUCUCUAGGCUUCUCUCUUUAAAUGCGCCUGAAUGGAAGCAAGGUCUUGCUGGAAGCCUCUCAGCUGUAGCCUUUGGCUCAGUGCAGCCUAUUUAUGCCCUAACCAUCGGUGGCAUGAUUUCAGCUUUCUUCGCAAAAACCCACCAGGAAAUGCAGGCUCGAAUUCGUACAUAUUCCUUAAUUUUCUCUUCUCUUACCUUGAUUUCUCUUGUUUUGAAUCUUGUGCAACAUUACAAUUUUGCUUAUAUGGGUGAACGGCUAACGAAGAGAAUCAGGAUAAGAAUGCUUGAAAAGAUUCUGACAUUCGAAGCCGCUUGGUUUGAUGAAGAGCAAAAUUCCAGUGGAGCUUUGUGUUCGAGAUUGAGUAAUGAGGCUUCUAUGGUCAAGUCCCUGGUUGCAGACAGAGUAUCCUUAUUGGUUCAAACUACUUCUGCCGUUACCAUUGCGAUGAUUUUGGGGUUAGUUGUGGCUUGGAAAUUAGCAAUAGUUAUGAUUGCGGUCCAACCUCUCACGAUUCUGUGUUUUUAUACUCGAAAAGUAUUGCUCUCAAGCGUUUCAACCAAUUUUGUGAAGGCACAAAAUCACAGUACUCAAAUUGCUGUGGAAGCAGUGAUUAAUCAUAGAAUUGUGACUUCAUACGGAAGUUUGGGAAAGGUUCUUCAACUUUUUGAUGAGGCUCAAGAGGAACCCAGAAAGGAGGCAACGAAAAAAUCAUGGCUUGCUGGAAUUGGUAUGGGGUCUGCUCAAUGCCUAACUUUCAUGUCAUGGGCUCUGGAUUUCUGGUAUGGUGGUACUUUGGUGGAAAAGGGAGAGAUUUCAGCAGGGGAUGUGUUUAAGACAUUUUUCAUAUUAGUAAGCACUGGAAAGGUUAUAGCUGAUGCAGGAAGCAUGACUUCUGAUAUAGCCAAGGGCUCAACCGCAAUUGCAUCCGUAUUCAACAUUCUUGAUCGCCAAUCUCUCAUUCCAGGCUCUUCACAUGCAGGGGAAGGGUCAAGUGGAAGCAAGUUAGAAAAAAUGGCAGGGAAGAUAGAGAUGAAAAGGGUUGAUUUUGCAUACCCAAACAGGCCAGAGAACCUUGUGUUGCGACAAUUUUCCUUGGAGGUGAAACCAGGAACAAGUGUUGGACUCGUAGGAAGAAGUGGGUGUGGAAAAUCAACCGUUAUUGGAUUGAUUCAAAGAUUUUAUGAUGUUGAGAGGGGGUCAGUGAAAAUAGAUGGGGUAGAUGUAAGGGAGCUAGACGUUCAAUGGUAUAGAAGAUACACGGCGGUUGUCAGCCAAGAGCCAGUGAUAUAUUCAGGCAGCAUUCGGGAUAACAUCAUGUUUGGGAAGCUUGAUGCUUCAGAAAAUGAGGUGGCGGAAGCUGCUAGGGCUGCAAAAGCUCAUGAAUUCAUUUCAUCACUAAAAGAUGGGUAUGAAACUGAAUGCGGUGAAAGAGGAGUUCAAUUAUCAGGAGGGCAGAAACAAAGAAUAGCAAUUGCAAGAGCUAUAAUCAGGAACCCAACAAUACUGCUACUAGAUGAGGCAACCAGUGCUCUGGAUGUGCAAUCUGAGCAGGUUGUGCAAGAAGCGUUGGACCGAAUUAUGGUGGGAAGGACAACAAUUGUGGUAGCUCAUCGACUCAACACCAUAAAAAAGCUUGAUUCCAUUGCCUUGGUUGCAGAUGGGAAGGUAGUGGAACGAGGAACCUAUGCUCAACUCAAACACAUGCGCGGUGCCUUCUUUAACCUCGCCAGCCUUCAAUCAUAGAGAUACAAAAAUGGCAAAUGGGGAGAGCUUGUUGUUGAAUUUAUGUCCUAUAUAUGCCAGAUUAUAUUCCAAACCUCCCAGUUAAAAUACCUGUAUAGUGGUAAUUAUAUCAGUGUAAUUACACUAAGAGUUGUGAUGAGCAGACUGGACGGUUGUUAAUCAGUACUAAGCUUCAAUCUUUCAUAA